Molecule: messenger RNA, 2535 nt
Organism: Striga hermonthica
Lineage: Eukaryota; Viridiplantae; Streptophyta; Magnoliopsida; Lamiales; Orobanchaceae
Source: the annotation of a GenBank genome assembly
AUGACCCCAACAAGCUGGCUUCCACCCAACACGAGCCUUCAUCCAUCGCCGCCGUUGCCGCCCAACCUCUACUCUCCAAACCCUAUCAACUACUUUGAGACGCCCAUCGCCUCCAUCUCCGGACACGAACAAGAACAAGAAGACCAAUCACAGUACCUUCAAAUCUCCUACAGUUACGACCCUCGCUCCAUUAUAGACUUGCCUUUUAUCCUUCUGUUUGGUCUCCUCGUUCUCUCAGCCGCGAUGCCUCGCCGUGGAGAGGAAGAGUACGGCGGCCUGGACCCGUACGAAGAGGAGGGCCGCCGCGGCAAGCGGCGUCGGAAGUCUGUGUCCGAUUUCUUCGAGGAGGAAGCCCAUGAGGACAGCGACGGCGAAGAAGAGGAGGAUGAAUACGAAGGGGAAGAGGAUUUUAUCGACUCUGGGGAUGGAACGCCUCACGAGGAUGAUAGACGGGACAAUCGACAUAGUCCGAUCCCUCUGAAUGUAAGGUAUGAAGAAGAAGAAGAAGAUAUUGAAGAAAUGGAGAGGCGGAUUUUGGAGAGAUAUUCCAACGACUCGAAAGUCGAGUACGGUGGUGAUGAGGGGCCAGCGUACAGGGAACAGCCAGGCCCGCUGCCUUCUCUUUUCGGCCCGAAAAUGUGGUUGGUGAAGUGCAAGAUUGGGUGUGAAAGGGAGCUGGCCAUACGCCUCAUGCAGAAGUCCAUUGAUGUAGGAAGUGAAAUGAAAAUCUUUUCUGCUAUAGCACUUGAUCACCUCAAGGGCUUCAUAUACGUUGAGGCCAAGAAAGAAGUCCAUGUGAAGGAGGCUGUUACGGGUAUGCAAAAUAUAUACCCACGCAAUAUGUUGUUUGUCCCGAUGCACGAGAUGACCGAUGUUCUUUCGGUACAAAGUGAAGCACUUGAUAUUUCUAGUAAUAUUUGGGUCAGAGUGAAGACUGGGAUGUAUCAAGGAGAUCUUGCAAAGGUUGUCAUUGUUGAUAGCGGGAGGCAGAGAGCAAAAGUGAAAUUAAUUCCGAGGAUUGAUAUGCAGGCCCUGGCUGACAAAAUGGAAGGAAGACAAGUUCCAAGGAAGAAGUCAUUUAUUCCACCUGCACGACUUAUGAAUAUUAACGAAGCUAGAGCACUGGACAUUCAUGUGGAGCGUAAACGAGAUCAAGCUACCGGUGAUUAUUUCGACAAAAUUGGGGGGCUGAUGUUUAAAAAUGGAUUCUUGUAUAAAAGUUUCUCACUAAAAUCGCUCGUCACGAACAAAGUGCAGCCAACUUUCGAUGAAGUCGAGAAAUUCAGGCGGCACGGUGAGGCUACCGAUAGUGACAUGUCGAAUCUAUUGGCACCCAGAAACAAAACACACUUCAUAAAGGGCGAUACGGUGAUUGUUGUCAAAGGAGAUCUUAGAAAUUUGAAAGGAGUUGUGGAAAAAGUUCAAGAAGAUAUCGUUCAUGUUAAACCUAAUUCAAAAGCCUUUUCUAAAACUCUUGCUAUCAAUAACAAGGAGCUUUGCAAGUGCUUUGAACCUGGGGACCAUGUAAAGGUUGUGUUUGGUGCUACUGAAGGCAUAACUGGUUUAGUGGUCUCGUUUGAGGGUCAUGCAGUGACCAUAGUAUCAGAUACAACAAAAGAAUUGGUAUCAUGUGAUUAUCAUUUAACUUGCGAAAGUAAAAUAUUUGUCGGUGGUAUGAGUUGUAAAUUAUUUGGAUGCAUCCGAAAUAUUGUAUUGUUUGAAGUUGUUUUUUUUUGUGCUUUUCAGGUUCUUAAAGGUGCCCAGGGAAGGUCCGUUGUUGCCGUUGUGAGAUUAAGGGAGAUUAAGAACAAGAUUUACCAGCAUUGUUUCGCAAAGGAUCGCUUCACAAACGCAUUAUAUGUGAAGGAUAUUGUUAAGAUUCUCGACGGUCCAUGCAAGGGGAAACAGGGCAGGAUUGAGCAUAUAUACAGAGGAGUCCUGUUUAUUUACGACCGCUACCACCAUGUACAUGGCGGUUAUAUGUGCGUUAAAUCCGAGUCUUGUGUCAUGAUUGGUGGAUCACUCUCCAAAAGUGAUAUAAAUGGUAACACAACGACCUCAAGAGUUGCGAAUUUUAGAACUCCUUCUCGAGUACCACAAUAUAAUGCAGGACCACCUUCCAGAGGUACUCAUACGAAUCCUGGAUUAAGGCAUGAGGUCGGAAAUAGUCAUAAUUCUUUAGUGGGAGCUUUUGUGAAAAUUCGCCUCGGCAAUUAUAAGGGAUACAAGGGACGUGUGGUGGAGGUUAAAGCUCCUACUGUCCGGGUCGAAUUAGAGUCGCAGAUGAAAGUUGUCACGGUUGAUCGCAAUCAUAUUUCAGACAAUUUUAACGUCUCUGCACCAAUCAGAUACGAUGUGCGAAGUGAAACGCCAAUGCAGCCUCCUCGAACUCCAUUACGUCAGAAUAUGACUCCCAUGAGAGACUCUAAUUCCUAUCCACGUCAUUAUGGGAUGAGGACACCAAUGCAUAACCGAGCUUGGAUUCCCUUCACGCCAACGAGGGAAAGUGGUCUUUCUUCUACCUCGGUAAAAUAG